Messenger RNA from Elaeis guineensis (African oil palm), 2548 nucleotides. RefSeq names its product endo-1,4-beta-xylanase 1. The record is from RefSeq and is a predicted model, not a curated record. Gene Ontology annotation, molecular function: hydrolase activity, hydrolyzing O-glycosyl compounds. Gene Ontology annotation, biological process: carbohydrate metabolic process. NCBI's taxonomy places the organism in Eukaryota, Viridiplantae, Streptophyta, Magnoliopsida, Arecales, Arecaceae.
AUCUUCUUGCUAUCGAGUCCUCCUCCCAGCCAUUUAACACUUUACAAUUCCAUUGUUCUUUGUCCCUGAUUUUCUCAUUUUGACUCGCUCUUAUAAGAAACGAGGACAAGAUUCUAUGGCCGACAGACACAGCAGCAGCGCCUAUACGAUUGAGGAAGCAAACACAAGGUGCAUAGGUGAUGGAGAUGAGAACAUCAUACUGAACCCUCAAUUCGACGAUGGCCUGAACAAUUGGUCUGGAAGGGGAUGCAAGAUUGCUCUACAUGAUUCAAUGGGAGAUGGAAAAAUACUCCCACUGAGUGGCAAAUCCUUUGCUUCUGCAACCGAACGCACUCAAAACUGGAAUGGAAUUCAGCAGGAGAUCACUGGCAGGGUGCAAAGAAAGCUUGCUUAUGAGGUCACCGCAGUUGUGAGGAUUUUCGGGAAUGCUGCUACUGCUGAUGUGCGAGUAACUCUAUGGGUUCAACCAGCAAAUGGCCGCGAACAAUACAUAGGAAUUGCUAAGUCGCAAGUGACCGAUAAGGAUUGGAUGCAGUUGCAAGGGAAGUUUCUUCUGAAUGGUGUUGCUUCAAAAGCUGUCAUAUUUAUAGAAGGGCCGCCUGCUGGCACGGAUAUUCUUCUCGACAGUUUAGUAGUUAAACAUGCAGAAAAGCUCCCACCAUCAACUCCACCUGAUUUUGAGAAUGUUGUCUAUGGAGUCAACAUAAUCGACAACAGCAAUCUCAGUGAUGGCCUAAAUGGGUGGUUUCCUUUUGGUUCAUGCACUCUAAACAUCGCUAAUGGCUCACCUCAUGUGUUUCCUCCAAUGGCAAAGGACUCUCUUGGACCACAGGAACCUUUAAGUGGUCGCUAUAUUCUUGUAACAAAUCGCACGCAGACCUGGAUGGGCCCUGCUCAAACAAUCACUGACAAGCUGGAGUUGUAUCUGACAUACCAAGUAUCAGCUUGGGUCCGAGUUGGUUCUCAAAGAAAUGGUCCUCAGGAUAUCAGUGUUGCUCUAGGUAUAGAUAGCAAUUGGGUCAAUGGAGGCCAGGUUAAAGCUUAUGAUGAUAGAUGGUACGAAAUUGGGGGAUCAUUUAGGAUUGAAAAGAAACCUUCCAGAGUCAUAGUUUAUGUUCAGGGUCCCUCAUCAGGAGUCGAUCUCAUGGUUGCAGGGCUUCAGAUAUUUCCUGUUGACAGGAAAGCAAGAUUUAAGCAUUUAAAGAAACAGACAGAAGUGGUACGAAAGCGAGAUGUUGUAGUAAAAGUUUCAGGAUCAGAUACUGACAUUCCAUGGGGAGCAUUUGUGAAAGUCAAACAAAUACAGAACAGUUUCCCCUUGGGAUCAUGUAUUAAUCGAACAAACAUUGAUAACGAAGACUUUGUCGAUUUCUUUGUAAAGAAUUUCAAUUGGGCAGUGUUUGGCAAUGAGCUCAAGUGGUACUGGACAGAGCCACAGCAAGGAAAAUUUAACUACACUGAUGCUGAUGAGCUCUUGGAUUUGUGUGAGAAGAAUGGCAUAGAGGCUAGAGGCCACUGUAUCUUCUGGGCAGUCGAUAGCGUCGUCCAAUCCUGGAUUAAAUCUUUAAACAAGAAUGAUCUAAUGACAGCCAUUCAGAACCGUCUGAACGGUCUACUUACGAGGUACAAGGGAAAAUUCAGACACUAUGAUGUGAAUAAUGAGAUGCUUCAUGGUUCUUUCUAUCAAGAUAGGCUGGGAAAGGAUAUCAGAGCUUACAUGUUUAAGACUGCCAAUCAACUCGAUCCCUCUGCCACCCUCUUCGUGAAUGAUUACAAUGUGGAGCGUGGUAAUGAUACUAGAGCAUCUCCUGAGAUGUAUAUAGAGCAAAUCCUUGGUCUCCAGGACCAAGGUGCACCAGUUGGAGGAAUUGGACUACAGGGGCACAUAGAUUAUCCAGUUGGGCCAGUUGUAUGCUCUGCAUUGGAUAAGUUGGGGGUACUUGGUCUUCCAAUCUGGUUUACUGAAUUGGAUGUCUCAUCAGACAAUGAGUAUGUUCGAGCCGAUGACUUGGAGGUCAUGCUUCGGGAGGCCUAUGCACAUCCUGCAGUAGAAGGCAUCAUGCUGUGGGGGUUCUGGGAGCUGUUUAUGAGGAACAAUGGGCACUUGGUUAAUGCUGAAGGUGAUGUUAAUGAAGCUGGUAGAAGGUACCUGGCUUUGAAGCAAGAGUGGAUUUCUCAUUCUCAGGGUCACAUCGAUGGACAAGGAGAAUUCAAAUUCAGAGGCUUUCAUGGCACUUACACUGUUGAGAUCAUCACCUUAACAAAGAAGUUCUCUCAGACGUUCACCGUCGACAAAGGGGAUUCUUCUUUGGUGCUGAACAUUAACUUAUGAAAGGUUGCAUGACUACAAAGAAGUUUGACAGAAUAAGGAGCUGCAUCCUUAAUAUUGUUGUAUGCUCUAGUACAUGAGAUUAAAUAAGUUCUGUGGCCUAGCUUUUAAUAAUAAAAUUGUAAAACAAAGAAAAUAAAUGAAAAAGGGUAUAGUAUGGAGGAACUAUUUCAAUGUUAUAGUUUUAAAAUUAAUGACAAGAAAAAAUAAGAUUCUUAU